UGCCAAGUCUCGAAAGAAGUUGUUUUCGAGCAGAUCUGAUUCACCAGAAUACUCGAAGCAAGGAAAGAAAGGAGAGGAGAGUUUUCCUAUGACAAGAAAGCGUGUGGAAGAAGAAGAGGAGUAUGGUGCAUUUGGUGCAGGAUUUAGUGCCAGAGGAGGAAGUGAUUAUAGCUGCGCAUCAUCUGUCACAGAUGAUGACGGUUUUGGAUCAAAAGCUCCUGGGGUAGUGGCCAGGCUCAUGGGAUUGGAUUCCUUACCAAUGUCAAUAGGAAUGGAGUCAUAUCCUUCCCCCUUCUUUGACUCUAUCUCUCUAGGAGAGGCUCCAUUUAGAGGAAGAAAUCUCGACUUUUAUCAUGAUCAUCAAGUUAUGCAUUCAAGCCACCUAUUUGACAAAAUGGAGCCUACAACUAGGAAUAAUGACUUUGAAACUAGAUCUAUGAAGUUGCCUAACAGACCAAUUGAGAAGUUUCAAACUGAUACUUUGCCUCCAAAGUCAGCCAAAACAAUCCCAAUCACUCAUCAUAAGCUUUUAUCGCCAAUCAAGAGCCCUAUUUUUUCAACUCCCCGAGCUAAGAUAUCUUCAGCUGGAUCAUCCUCGGUUCCUUUGAAAGUUAGAGAAAUAAGGGAGAAACUGGAAGCAGCGCAGAAACCGUCCAGGGCUCCUGUAUUAACGCAAAGGCAAGUUGAAUCCAAUGCUGCCAAGUAUCUAAAAGGACAGCCUAUGAAUAGGAGUUGGAAUGGUCUAAAUGAGACGUCAUCAUUUAGGGCAUCCCCGAGUAGAGAGGAUAGUUCUGCUGCUGUAAAGAAAAAGGGAAAGUCAAUUUCGCUUGCCAUACAAGCAAAGGUUAAUGUACAGAAAAGGGAAGGCUUGACUUCAAACAGUAGGAGUUUGGGAGAUUCAGAAGAACAGGAUGAUAGCAAGUCAAGUCAGUCAUCAAGGAACCAAGCAAGUGGUCCAAAGUUCUCAAAUAGGAAAUCUUUGAACCAAAGUGCUUCUUCUCCAUAUUCUGAGGAUACUUCUCAUAGCCGACAAAAAAGUUUAGCUCGAGAAGCUGGGACCUCAAGAACAAGUUCGAGGAAAUCUAGCUUGCAUGCAAGGGACGUUGUUGAUAAGGGAGUUCCUUAUGCUGGAGUGAGAAAUGUUCCUAGAAAGAAAAGGUCAAUAGAUGGGAAUCUGCAAUACAAUAAGAAUCAAGUUCCUGAAAAACCAAGCCAAUCUACUGUAAUGGCUGAUAAGCAAUUUAAUUGGAUAGAAGAAAGCCGAAGGAAAGGAAUGGAUGUUGUUUCAUUUACAUUCACUGCUCCUAUCACCCGAUCACUGCUUGGUUCAGAGCCUUCUAGACAGUUGGUUGAAAAAGGCAGCAACAUUUGCUUUGAUGAUGGAAGCAAAAUGCUGACCAACUCAGAUCUGACAAGGUUAUCUUCUCCUGGAUUAAACGGGAUAAAGGGUGAUGCUUUGAGUAAAUUGCUAGAGCAGAAGCUAAAAGAACUAACAUCAAACUUUGAGAAUUCCCAUAGCACCAUUGUCAAAACUGGUACUGCUGCAGAAUCAGCAGUGGUACCUGGCAGUGCAGAGAGUGCCACAGGGAAGGCCCGAGAAAAAAUGUCUCAACAAGAGCCACUAGACACAGAUAGCCAUAUCUAUCCUGGAUUGUUUGACUAUGAAGCUGAACAGUUCACAAGGAAAUUCAGUUUUCAGGCAGGGGAAGCAAUGGAAAAAUACAGCCACGACAAAGUUGAAGCUAAAAAAUGGAAUGAUUGUCACUCACCUAGUCCUGUUUCCAUUCUGGAACCUUCUAUUUUGACAGAAAGUUGCUGUUCUUCAGAAAGCAUGGCAAGUAGCAUCACGGAAGAGAGCAAACAACAAUGUUCAUCAGUUCAGGCUCAGCAAGAAUUUGGUCCGGAUUCUUUACAAAAGUCACAAGCUAGUAGGGAAGCUGAUGCAGAGGUAUCAGAUUCAGCUUCAUCAACAUCUUCUCAAAUUACUUCAGAAAAGUACUCCAUGAAAUCAACAGCAUGGGAAUUAGGAUAUGUAAAAGACAUACUCUGCAAUGUGGAGUUGAUGUUUAAGGAUUAUGUAGCAGGUCGAACACGUGAGAUAGUAAAUCCACACCUGUUUGAUCAGAUGGAAAGACGACAAGGAGGUGGAAAGGAUGAGUUUUAA
Molecule: messenger RNA, 2164 nt
Organism: Chenopodium quinoa (quinoa)
Lineage: Eukaryota; Viridiplantae; Streptophyta; Magnoliopsida; Caryophyllales; Amaranthaceae
Exons: 7
Coding region: 89-2164 (691 amino acids)
Source: RefSeq, a predicted model, not a curated record